This is a messenger RNA of Kickxella alabastrina, 1729 nucleotides long. RefSeq lists its product as uncharacterized. The record is from RefSeq and is a predicted model, not a curated record. NCBI's taxonomy places the organism in Eukaryota, Fungi, Kickxellomycota, Kickxellomycetes, Kickxellales, Kickxellaceae. Gene Ontology annotation, molecular function: protein binding. The transcript has a single exon. Bases 77 to 1696 code for a protein of 539 amino acids.
CUAAACAAUAAUAAAAAACAUUCGUUACAUUUGCACUUUUAUAUUUUAAUUUAAUCUCUAAUACCCAAAAGGAAAAAUGCUUCUGGACACGCUCCCGUCAAACAUCCACAAGCAGAUCCUCCAGUACCUUCGGUCAUGGGACUACACACAAACCGAUCUCCGAUCACUCUCCCAAGUAAGCCGCCACCUCCGCAAACUCACACUCCCAAGCGUCUACGAGUACUUCACUCUAACAGACAUUAUACUUUCACAAGACUAUGGUAAUUUCUCUGCCGUGCAGCCGCAUCUCUCGCGAGUAUUGGUGGCGGACGAUCCGGAGAUUUCAGAUGAUCAGUGGGUGGUGACAUUGGAUGAAUUGGAGAGGAUGAGUUGGGAGCAUGUGAGGAUGGUUUCGGUGGAGCUGGAGGGUCUGCGGUGUAGGCAGGGGGCGGAGUGUCGGAGGAGGAUUUUGGCGUUUGUUCAUGGGCGGCUUGGCCACGUGGCGGAAUUGUGGGUCGGGCUGGGUGCGGGAAGCUCUGAGGUUGAGCGGUUUUUCACCAGCGGUGGAUCGGGGGCGUUUGCGCAGGUCGAGGAGCUUAGGGUUAUUGGCAAGACGAUGGGUGCGGAAGUUCUCGGGAUGCAAAUACCGGAGUACCCACAUCUAACGGUCGUGUAUCUGGACGGAUCAGCGGCGCGCAGCACUGAUAUUCUGGAGGUGGUGCGGCGCAGUAGCAGUACGCUGGCGGAUCUUAACAUGGAUGAGUUCCAAGCAGAGAUGGCCGUGGCACUAGGCAUGUCACCCUUGGCCGAGCCAUUGGUGGUGUACCCGGUGUUGCGGCGGCUAGCAGUGUCCAGCGCCAACGACCAUGAGGGCGACCUCCUGGACGGCCGCAGCCUACCGGCUGUAACCUCGCUGUACUGCAGCCAGACACAGUACCCGGUGUACAACGGCAGCAACAUCAUUUCGGAUAGUACGCAGGUGCGGCUACUGCGGCACCCAUGGCCGGCAGCCCGCUGCCUGGCAGUCGACGCGCUGUCCCGCGGCGACCUAUUGCUGUUGGGCGAGUCAUUGCCGCAGCUGCAAGUACUAAGUAUGGGGGCACUCGGCGGCGACGUGCAUCUGGGCGACAUCCACCGGCCAGCAGCAGCACUUCAAAUGCGCGAUCUAGGAGCAGUGCUUAGUGCGCUCCCAGGGCUGGUGGAUCUGCGCAUCGAGGUGCCGGAGCCAUACGAGGACAUGUACACUGGCCUGGUAGAGGAACCCGGCAAUGCAGUUGACCGGCCGGCGGAUCCGCUGAUGCUCGCCACGGGCCUGGUGCCGGAGCCACACUUGGCGCUGCGCCACCUGACGGUCAACGCCUGGGCGCUGACCUUUGACCAGAUCCUCGGCGUCAUUGACGCGCUGCCGCAGCUCAAUGCGCUCGAGUGCGUGCUGCUGUUCAGCUCAAGACACCCGGCGACCCGGCAGAUACACGCCGGUGGCAACCAUUUGGCGUCGGUCAGCUUGGCCCACACGGUGCCGCUGAGGAUGAAACACAUGUUCAAGGCCAACCUUCUGCGAUUCGCUGGCGCGCUGGCCGGAAGACGUCUGAGGGCUCUGGACGUCUACGGCGCACUGGAGAUCACCGGCAUUGAAAAGACGCUGGAGCGCGCAUUGCCCGGCUGCGUAACGAACUUCUACCCGCUGGUGCCGAGCUUUGAGCAGGGGUACGAAUAAAAGAAAUAUAGAACAAAUAUGGGGGGGGGAGGG